GAGAAGAGAAGCGAAGAGAAAAAGUUAAAAGUGAGGAGGAAGAAGUUUUGAGGAGGAACAGAGUUCGUCCCUCGGUGAAGAGAAAAAGGGAAAAAAGUAAAAAAAAAAGGGCAUCGUCGAUAUUCGCACGGGGCGAUAAAAACGGCGAUCAAAUACCACCGAGUGUUCACCAAUGAGCGUGGCGUACGGUGGUUGCAGGCGAGGACAAAACCGUGGAACACGCACGAGGAACAGAGGGUGCUGCACUUUGGCGACCGGGGUCCCCCACAGUCCCGAAUUCUCACCGACGCCACCUGACUUCAUCACCUCGCGCGAGACCGACCCGCAUUACCUUCGCAACGUAAUCCUCAAUCAUGGGGCUCGACUUCUUGGCAGACGGAGGUGCCGAUUUCGAGCAUGCAAUCACCGUAACAGGAUUCGGGAAGUUUCAUUACAUGCUGCUGACAAUUUGCGGUUUAAUUUAUAUGGACACCGCCAUUGGAGUCACGAUACUUUCGUUCGUGUUACCAGCAGCACAAUGCGAUCUGGAAAUGGAUUCCACCGCGAAGGGCUGGCUGACAGCGUCUCCAAUGCUGGGGAUGGUGAUUGGUUCUUACAUAUGGGGGUGCCUGGCUGAUACCAAAGGAAGAAAAGUCGUGUUAAUCGCUACUUUAUUAAUGGACGGCCUCGUGGGCGUCGUUUCCUCAUUUGUCCAAUAUUUCUCGAUCUUCCUGGUGUUCCGUUUCUUGAACGGAUUUGCCGUUACGGGAGCUAUGGGAAUUUGUUUUCCGUAUUUAGGGGAAUUUCAGCCGACAAAGUAUCGCGAGAGAUGCCUUUGUUGGAUGGAAAUGUUCUGGACAGUCGGAGUCAUAGUGUUGCCACUGAUCGCAUGGCUGAUCAUACCGAUGAAUUUCAUGUACGUCUCGGACACGUUUUACUUCAAGUCGUGGAAUCUCUUCGUGGCGCUGUGCGCCCUACCCUCGAUAAUGUUGGGUCUGUGGCUGUUCGCGUUCCCAGAGAGUCCGAAAUUUCUCUUGGAAUGCGGGGAAACGGAGGCCGCCCUCGAGGUAUUUAAAUGGAUCUACGCGCAGAACACUGGCCAAGACCCCGACUCUUACCCGGUGAAGACGCUGCAAGAGAAAACGAAAGACAAGAGCACGAGGUCGUUGAAGUUGCACAAACGAAAGGAUCUAAAGGUACUUUUGAAGGAGGUACGAGAUCUAACGACCGCUCUCUGCAAAUCACCGUACCUAAGAAACACACUGCUCGCUUGCGGAAUUCAAUUUGGUCUUACCAGCAGUUAUUACACACUCAUGGUUUGGUUUCCAGAAUUAUUCACCAGGUACGUACACACAUAUGUACGUACUUUCAGCACGACUGCUUUUCAUUCGCUCCUUUUCAUUCAGAAGAUAUACACGGAGAAAAUAAAUUUCACGGUUUGGAUAAAGGAGAUUAAAUUUUCUUUGGAAUUUUGAUUAUUACCUAAAUCA
Messenger RNA from Frieseomelitta varia, 1469 nucleotides. RefSeq names its product synaptic vesicle glycoprotein 2B-like. Gene Ontology annotation, cellular component: membrane. The record is from RefSeq and is a predicted model, not a curated record. The coding region runs from base 354 to 1454 and encodes 366 amino acids. NCBI's taxonomy places the organism in Eukaryota, Metazoa, Arthropoda, Insecta, Hymenoptera, Apidae. Gene Ontology annotation, biological process: transmembrane transport. The transcript is spliced from 7 exons. Gene Ontology annotation, molecular function: transmembrane transporter activity.